Molecule: messenger RNA, 2015 nt
Organism: Hyla sarda
Lineage: Eukaryota; Metazoa; Chordata; Amphibia; Anura; Hylidae
Product: serine/threonine-protein kinase Nek1-like
Exons: 4
Coding region: 269-1759 (496 amino acids)
Biological process (GO): protein phosphorylation
Molecular function (GO): ATP binding; protein kinase activity
Source: RefSeq, a predicted model, not a curated record
UAGUCACAUGGCAGUAAUAGCUGUUAUCCGAUUGGCUGCUGAUAAGCAGUAAUGUGAUUGGUAGCGGCGGGCUGUCAUCUGAUUGGCUGCUCUUGUCUCCGCCUUCCACAGUACAGGACUCCGUUGCCCUGGAGAUUGGAAACAGCCCAGAACGGAAUAACAAUAGUGAAGCCGAGAAGUAACGUGAUCCGGGGCCGAGCGCGGUGAUGUGACCGGAGGAGGACGGGACACUGCGGAGGCGCAGGCUACAGGUAGGUGUGGACUCAUCAUGGAGAACUAUGAGAAGAUUUUGACAAUUGGGCGAGGUGCCACAGCUGAAGUGUUCCUAAUGAGAAAUAUGGAGACCAAGAAGACGUAUGCUGUGAAGAAGAUUAAAGUAGAUGCCUCCAAGCGAAUGAGGACCAAGGAGUGUGUUUUACAGGAAGCAACUAUCUUACGUAAACUUAUACACCCAAAUGUUGUAGUGUGCCACGAAUACUUCUGUGACCCAGAGGAUGAACAUGUUUUUAUUGUCCAGGACUAUUGUGAUGGAGGGACAUUGGAUGAUCACAUCAAACUGAGGAAAGGCGUUUUCUUCUCCGAAGACGUUGUCAUGGACUGGUUUAUUCAGUUGACUAUGGCCAUUCAGUACAUCCAUUCCAUGAAAAUCCUCCACAGAGAUAUCAAGACUUCAAAUGUCUUCUUAACUAAAAAGGGCAUGAUUCGACUUGGAGAUUUUGGUAUAUCCAAGGUAAUGAACAGCACCUUUGAUAUGGCAAGUACUUGUGUGGGAACACCGUAUUACCUCAGUCCAGAGCUGUGUCAGGAUAUUCCAUACAGCUCCAAAUCAGACAUUUGGGCCCUGGGGUGUGUGCUGUAUGAAAUUUGCGCCCUGAAGCCCGCCUUCGAUGCAACCAAUUUAAUAAGUCUGUUUUACAAAAUUGUCACAGGGAACCAUCAGCCACUGCCAGACUGCUACUCUGCCGAUUUACACUUGUUGGUUAAAACUGUUUUAGACAAGUGUCCAGAAUCAAGACCUAGUGCAAACAGCAUACUCAGCUUAGGUUUUGUUCAGGAACAUUUAAAACAGUUUAUCAAAAAACAUGAAUCUCACCUUUACAAACAGAACUUGGAAAAGAAGGAUAAUAGAGAGGUCUGUCCUAAGGAAAGUCGGAGUAAAACUUCUAUGGCUUGUUAUGGAAUGAACAAAGAGGAGUCUCGCUGUAAAUCUGCGCCACCAACGUCCUAUAAACCAGAUGUUGGCUCUUGUGAAUUGUGGGAUCCUGAUGAAUUUUCAAGUACCGGUGAUAGAUCGGAUUACUCUGAGGACUUUGACAAAGACAGUAUUUCUUCUAUAGAAGAGGAUCUUGAGGGAGAUACAAGUCUGCUGCACCAGAAUGAUGACAUUCCAGAAGAGAUUGGUUCCGGUGAUGAAGAAGCGCCAGAUUACCCUGAUGAUUUUGAGGAGGUGGAAGGAAACACUCUAGAGAUGGUUGUCAGUCAUGCCAGGUCUGCUAUGGAUGUCUCUGCCGAUAAUGAAACCUUCCAAGAUGGAGAUGCACACUCAUUGACAGAAACACUCAAAACACUACGUCAGCAGUACAUAGGGGACGUUGGGCAGACUCUAUACAAUGAAAUCUCCAACCAUUUCCUGAAGGGCUUAACACCAGAAGACCUCCAGCCGCAGUUUGAGCAUAGAAUCGGCCCAGAAAGACUUGAAACGUGCUAUAUUCUCUUCAAUAUGAACCAGGAUUCCUCUAAAGAGACAUCGGAAAGUUAACCACAGAUUCACUGUGAGGAUAUCAGAACCCAGAAAGCUCCAUUCUAAGGAGCCAUCAUAACGGACCCUGUCUGCUUAUUACAUUGGGUCUUCAGUUUUCAGUAUGCAGAGUCCUUCCUGAAGAUUGAGGUUAUACAUAUCCUUGAACACUAUAUGGUUAUUUCAUCAAUUAACAUGUUCUGCAUAAUUGCCUUAAAGGGGUUAUCCAGUAAAAAACUUUUUUUAAUAUUUCAACUGGCUCCAGAAAGUUAAACAG